Messenger RNA from Rhodamnia argentea, 3083 nucleotides. RefSeq names its product pentatricopeptide repeat-containing protein At4g39530-like. Gene Ontology annotation, biological process: RNA modification. The transcript is spliced from 3 exons. NCBI's taxonomy places the organism in Eukaryota, Viridiplantae, Streptophyta, Magnoliopsida, Myrtales, Myrtaceae. Bases 46 to 1824 code for a protein of 592 amino acids. Gene Ontology annotation, molecular function: RNA binding; protein binding. The record is from RefSeq and is a predicted model, not a curated record.
UCCACGCCUCCCCGACUCCAAAUUUUCUCCCGCCGUUUCAAACGCAUGAACGGAGAAGGCCUUGGCUCCCUCUUGCACCAAUGCUCCAAGAUCAAAGCCUAUCGCCGCGGGAUGUCUCUUCACGCUCUUGCCAUCACGUUAGGGAUGCACUCCGAUACUGUAGUCUCCAACCAUGUCCUCAACAUGUACGCGAAGUGUGGCAACAUCUCGCUCGCACGUCGGGUGUUCGAUGGAAUGCUCGAGAGAAGUCUGGUCUCUUAUUCCGCCAUGAUCUCUGGCUGCAGCCAGGCUGGGGACCAUGGGAUGGCGCUUGGACUGUUCUCUCAAAUGGGUGUUGCCCCGAAUGAGUAUGUUUACGCUUGCGCCAUCAGUUCGUGCGCCUCGCUCAAGGCAUUGCUGCAAGGGCAGCAAAUUCAUGCCCAUUCGCUGAAGUCCGGUUACGCACCCGUUUCUUUUGUUGCCAACUCUCUGAUUUCGUUGUAUAUGAAACUGGGCCUUUGUGAUGAUGCCGAGUCGGUGUAUGAAUGUGUCGCCGAACCGAAUACUGUUACUUAUAAUACGUUAAUUGCUGGUUUUGUAGAGAAUCAUCAGACCAGAAAGGGAUUUGAAGUCUUUAAGCUAAUGCAUGAACAGGGUCUUCUGCCAGACAGGUUCGCAUUUGUCGUGUUAUCAGAGAUUCCCCUUGAGUCAAAAAAUUUACAGAAGGGAAUGGCUUAUCAUUGUCUAGCAAUCAAGCUUCAACUUGACUCCUGUGCUUUUGUGGGCAAUUUGAUGAUGACAAUGUAUUCCAAGUUCAAUUUGUUUGAUUCGGUGGAGAGGGCUUUUAGAGUGAUCGAAGAUAAAGACUCCAUUUCCUGGAACACGUUAAUGACUGCUUGUAAUCAGUGCCUUGAUUAUACAAAGAGUUUGAGAAUUUUCAAGCAGCUGAAAGUUGAGUGCACUGAACUGCCUGACGACUUCAGUUACACCUGUGUGAUUACCGCUUGUGCGGAGCUUGCUUCACUUCAUCUAGGCAAACAGAUUCAUGCUCAUCUGAUUAGAACAAAGCUGUCAUGGGAUGUUGGAGUUGGUAAUGCCCUUAUCAAUCUGUACGCUAAAUGUGGUUCCCUGGAAUAUGCUUGUAGGGUAUUUUGGAGGAUGCUUUCCCGGAAUCUUGUUUCCUGGAAUACCAUGAUUUCUGUAUAUGGAAACCAUGGGCUUGGAGAGAAAGCCCUUGAAAUUUUUGAGCAGAUGCUUGCAAUGGGAGUAAGACCGGAUUCUAUCACAUUUGUAGGACUAUUGAUAGCUUGCAACCAUGCUGGGCUAGUGGACAAAGGGUUAACUUACUUUAACAUUAUGAUAGAGCAGUAUGGGGUUUCCCCUGAUUUAGAACAUUUCUCUUGCCUCAUUGAUAUGUUGGGACGGGCUGGGAGAUUAUACGAGGCAGAAGAGAUAAUUAGUGAAUAUGAUUUUGGGCAUGAUCCGGUUAUAUCAGGAAGCUUGCUUGCGGCAUGCCGGCUGCAUGGGAAUGUUGAUAUUGCGGAACGUCUAGCAAAAAGGCUUUUGAAACUACAGCCUCUGUCAACCUCACCAUAUGUACUGUUGUCAAACUUGUAUGCUUCAGGUAGGGCAUGGGUUGAUGUUGCCAAAGCAAGGAAGUUGUUGAAAGUCAGUGGACUGAAGAAAGAACCGGGCCAUAGUUUGAUUGAGGCUAAUGGGACAUUGAGAAAAUUUACUAUGGGAAAUUUUUCUCAUGCACAGGAAGAUGAGAUGAAGGAUCUACUAAGAAACUUAGAUUGGGCAAUAGGUGACAUUUAUUCAUGCCAAACCAACAUAUUCGUCUAGUCCUUAUGUAUUUCAUCUGUACUGUAGCACUGAGAGUUGCCUCCACAACAUGCCCAUGGGUGCAAAAUUUGAGGGAGCCUUUGGAGCACUUUGGAUCCACCAUUCUUUGGGAAUUUGGAAUAACAGCCUUAGGAGUGGAGUGAUAAGUCUGGUAGCAUUGGUGAAGAACAAGAUGAAGAGCGGAGGGAGAGGGGAUCGACAGGCCUCUGGAUUUGUGGAUUUAGGCUUCUGCUUUUUCAGGUGUAGCACCUGAAAUUUCCUUGGGUUUUGGUGUAUUGCAGCAAAGAGGAAUAAUAAUAUACUGAGAUAAUGACAUAUCCCUUAAUGGGUAAGUUGUCCUUUCCCGCAUAGAGUAGUAGGUCAUUGUUCUAUGUUGUUCUUAUUGUUUUAUUGCCACAAGUACUUCAGGCUUUUGAAUGCUUCAUAUUCCCUGAUAUUGCAAAGCUAGACAACUUAAUGAGCGUCAUCAUCAUCUACUUGAAAAUACCAGAAGCAUUUGGUGACUGGCGAUCAUUUUGGGAUUACUGAUCUAUCCUUGGAUUACUCCAUCAUCCUUUACAACUUGGAUGGUCUUUUAUACCUUUUCCAAUCCUUUAGACGUUGCUUAUGGUGAUUGGUUAUUUAGUGACCCAAUCUUGAUGAAAUUUACUGCAUGAAAAAGUUGGAAAGCUCCGCUAGACGAGGUUAUGGGCAGUAAUCAACACAGUGCUUCUGGCUUAAACCAAAUAGUUGCAGUAGGCUGCUUUUUGAUCAUCUUUGUUUGGUUCUGUUAUCACCCAAUGCAGAUGGAGCUUUUGCAUAUUUCACUUAUAAUCUGGAGCUGCUUUUCAUGGUUCAUUGUUGUUUUUCAAGGAAGCAGACCACUAAUCAGGGAAGAAUUGAUGAUCAAGGUACUCCAUCACAAUUCGCUGGCUUCUAUCUUUUAAUUAUGAGGAGAGUGUACAUGGCUUCAGAGAUUUUUUGAAGCGCCACUGGGUGAAGUCCUCGAAUCUAAAGUGAAGCUGGUGAGGAGUCAUCUCUGUAACAUAGGUCAUGAAGGCAGCCAUAUUUUGGAUGGUUUGAUAAUUGCAUUGUGGUAUGUCAAUUAAUCAUACCUUUCCCAGUUGUAUCUGUGAUUUCAAAUAGUAGUGUCAUCCCGUUCACCAUUGGUUAACAGAAUGUCUAACUCUAACAAGCUGAAAAACACAUGCCUAAAGGUGUAAUGCAUUGUUAUUGGACGGGGAGGAUGUACAGAUAAUGGCAUCAAUCAGUUCAAGCUU